UGCUGCUUACAGUUUAACACACUUGUGCACACAGGUUGUGUCUGUAUUCCCAGCGAGGACGUGUGACUUCUGAGAAGACCUAUGUGUGAAAGUGGCCAUAGUUGACACUGCACCACUGUCUUGAAACCAUUGUGAGUUAAAACAGGGCUUUUGUUAUUUAGUUGCUAUAGCAACAUAGUGUUACUGCCGUCUUCCUGAGUUUGAAGUUGGUCUCCUUUUUUAAAGACUGGCCUUUCCUUAAAAAACAACGAGUUUGCAGAUGGAAACUUCCUCACAGGCUUCAGCUAGCAGGGGAUUGUGGAACAGCCCCAGAGCCACACAGUUCAGCAAGGAGACCCAGGACAUGCUGAGAUUGUUGAAGCAGGAAUCAAGGGUCACCAGCCUCAAGAGAAAACAGAUCAACAAUCAGCCAAAGAAUGAAACAGCUUUGCCUUUCACCUCUGAUCCGGCACAGUCUUCUCCUGGUAAAUCUGUCCAGAAACACUGGCCAGUCCACACUCAAAAACGCACCGCCAAGGCAUGUCGGUCUGGGAACAGCUACGAGAGAGAAAAGUUUCGUCCUGGUCCAACACGAGACCUAGAGAAAGAGAAGAGGAAGCUUCAGAACAUCUUUGCACAUGGGACCGAGCAGCCCGGAGCGGGAUCUUCUCAGAAGCCUCCUCAACAUCAGAGCUCAGAAAUACCAAAGAAGAUUGAUCGCUAUCAGGAAGUUCUGAAUGAAAUACAGGAAAGACAACAGUUUCUGGAAGACAUGGCCUCCCUGGGUCAGGAGAAAGAUUAUAUCAACAUCAUCAACACUGAGAUAUCUCAGAAAUUACGAGAAUUGGAGAUAAUGGAAAAAUCCCACGUUCCCACAUUUGAUACAAACGCAGAGAGGACAGAAAAUGCAGCCAACAAAGAAGACUGACUGUUGUCUUUGACCGGGCGGUCUGCUUCUCUUCAAGCAAGCGACAUACCUUCAGUCAGAGCAGAGACACACGCGCACGCCAGUGAAUACAACACACAUCUACCCAA
Maylandia zebra (zebra mbuna) is the source of this 1014-nucleotide messenger RNA. Lineage: Eukaryota; Metazoa; Chordata; Actinopteri; Cichliformes; Cichlidae. The record is from RefSeq and is a predicted model, not a curated record.